CUCCCACAUGCCACCGUCUCCGGUCGUGAUAUAAAACAAUGCUUCGUUAGCGCGGUAGUAAUAAACGAACGAUGAAGGCUCCUAUACUGUUCUGCGUCCUUGGUAUCCUCGCCGCCGCAUACUGCCAGAGCCACGAUUUGGCUGUGGGACAGGCGACGUACGGCGACGUCGUCAUCUACAAAGCCAACGAAUGCAAGUAUGGCUUCCCUUUCAUCGUGAGGUCGAGCAUCAUCGAGUAUCCGGAGCCUGGGCUAACGAAUUUCGCGUACAUCAGAGCGAUUUACAUCAAGGACAACGACCGGGAUGGUAGUGGUGGUUACCCCACGAUAUCCGCUGGUGGCGUCGGCCAACGUUUCGUGAAGAUCAAGCUGAAGAGCCAAAGAGGCAACGGCUUCAACUUCACCGUGACGAUUUAUGGAAGAUACUAGGAGGUUAUGCGAUCCUGGUACCUCUUCCGCAGAUGUGACUUGUGGUUGUGACUUGUGACUUUGUUGUGAUAUUCUUCUGUUGCAAUAUUUAUUGAAUAAAGUUAUUUUUUUGC
Messenger RNA from Aricia agestis (brown argus), 541 nucleotides. RefSeq names its product probable salivary secreted peptide. The transcript has a single exon. Bases 72 to 428 code for a protein of 118 amino acids. The record is from RefSeq and is a predicted model, not a curated record. NCBI's taxonomy places the organism in Eukaryota, Metazoa, Arthropoda, Insecta, Lepidoptera, Lycaenidae.